CUAAGAUGGCUCAAGAAUCGCAGGAUUUGGGAUCUGAUUACGAUAUAAAGGAAUGUGAGCUUCCUGCGGACUCUGUCUUCCUUGGUCAUGGUGGGAGUGGCUACUUCUUUUGCUCUGGCAAGAGCUACUUGGCAUUUAGCGACCACUUGGAGCUGUUGUCAAAGGUUGAUUUAAAGCAUCGUUGUUUGGUAGGCUAUCGAUUUGAUCGCACUUUGGCGUUAGCUGCUAGCAACAGUCUCUAUCUUAUUGAUCCUUCCGGGACUUUGAGUGAGCGUAAAUUCAAGAAACGUUUGAUUCACGUACACCUGUUGGAUGAGUCUACAUUGCUACUGGUCGUGAUAUGCCGGAAUCGUAAGGCGCUACAGGUAGUACUUGGUGAGCACGACUUGAGACUAGAAUCUUACAAGGGUCAAUGUCAAUCUGACAUUAUAUUUGCUGCUUUUGUUGAUGACUUUGUGUUUUGUUUAGCUUAUGUUCAUGAUAAUUCGGAAGUUAAAAUCGCACUAAUCGCAAUUAAUGAUGGGCGUCCUACGCUUAUCAGACACCAGUGCUUCCGACAGGCCAAGAAAGCUUCUAUGUCUCGUGCCAUUGGUAGUUCCAAUGCUUUCAUGCUUGAGUGUGACGGUGACCGCAGUGUGUUACGGUAUGAUUAUCUCCACAAGGCUAUGGUUUUGGUACGUCACUUUAAGUUUAGUCCUUCCAAGGAGGCUGUACUCUGUCUAAUGGAUGAGGACCACGUCGUACAAUUUAUGGCGGGGAAAGCUGGAUUACAUGUGACCUGUGACGGUAUAUUUACAGAGGCACAUUCUGAAUGGUUGAUGCCAUAUGGUGAGAAGCACGGCAGCGUCUUAUCGGUUACAGCCACUAACCGUGAGGUAUCGGUGUUGAUUCGUGCCGGUGACACUAAGGCUGUAAUUGUUCAGUUCACUCUUGGCGAGCGUCCUCUGGAGAUAUUCGUUGGCAACAAGAGCAUGUUGAAGAAGUCCCAAGACGAGUUGCGUGAGCUCAUCCAACAAGGCAAGAUCCCUAUAAACUCUGAGUUGGUAGAUCACAUCAUGCGCAAGAAGAUGCGAUCAUGUGCUGUUGAGUGUCUGCAGUCGGUGUACAUACCCGAAUCACAAGCUAUAAGUUUAGUGAUGAAAGACAUGAGUCUAUUGAGUGUGUUCAUCGAGCACACCAGGGGUGACCAAAACGGUUUAGUUAAGGCCAUCCGCAACCAGUUACCUGUGGAAAUGUGUGGCGAGAUCAUCGAGCGUCUGCUGCAGAUGCUGGACGAUAUCGGUUCCGUUGGCACGCAGCAACUGCACUGCUACAAGCGCGUGGUUGCAUUCCUCAACAUAUUUAUGGACGCCAUGCUAUUUGAGAUGCAUGAAGCUAAGUUACUGAAGCAAGAGUGGAUCGACCGACUACAGGGCUUGGUGAAGCACUGCAACACUGAGAAUCACAACCUACAGAGCCUGCUCAGCUUUACGAACAGUUUACUCAAGAAGCGCAACGUUAAGGAAGACGGGGACAACAGCUCGUUGAUCGUCGUGCAGCCAAUCACGGUAUAGCCCUUGCAACACGCG
This is a messenger RNA of Babesia bovis T2Bo, 1568 nucleotides long. RefSeq lists its product as uncharacterized. The coding region runs from base 6 to 1553 and encodes 515 amino acids. The record is from RefSeq and is a predicted model, not a curated record. The transcript is spliced from 5 exons. Lineage: Eukaryota; Apicomplexa; Aconoidasida; Piroplasmida; Babesiidae.